ACUAAUAACCAGAGCAACCGGAAAUUCUCCUCUAUCUCUCUCUCUCUCUCUCUCUCGCCGCUGCUCUAUGGAUUCUUCAUCUCCUUGUUCCGUCAUCAUCGUCGGAGCAGGGAUUUCCGGUAUAUCGGCCGCGAAGUUAUUGGCGGAGAACGGAGUGGAUGAUUUGGUGAUACUCGAAGCUUCGGAUCGUAUUGGAGGGAGGAUUCGGAAGGAAGAUUUUGGAGACGUGUCGGUGGAGUUGGGUGCCGGUUGGAUCCAAGGCGUUGGCGGGAAGGAAUCUAAUCCGGUUUGGGAAUUAGCUUGCGAAUCAGGUCUUCGCACUUGCUUUUCCGAUUACAGUAAUGCUCGUUUCAACAUCUACGAUCGAAGUGGGAAGAUAUUCCCAAGCGGUUUAGCUGCGGCUUCGUAUAAUAAAGCCGUGGACUCGGCGAUUCAGGAACUCAGGAAUCAGGAGGCUAUGCUAAGUGGCCUCUCCACAGGACCGGAACCAUCAUCGGCACCAAAGACUCCAAUAGAGCUAGCCAUCGAUUUCAUCCUCCAUGAUUUUGAGAUGGCAGAGGUAGAACCAAUAUCAACAUAUACAGAUUUUGGGGAGAGAGAAUUUCUUGUAGCAGAUGAAAGAGGAUACGAAUUCUUGCUAUAUAAGAUGGCGGAAAGUUUUCUUUUCACCUCUGAAGGUAAAAUCGUGGACAAUCGUCUUAAGCUAAACAAGGUAACAUUUCUAAACUCUUUCUAUUUGCUGUUAUCAGUUCUUUUCCAAACAUCAGAUUGA
Molecule: messenger RNA, 772 nt
Organism: Macadamia integrifolia
Lineage: Eukaryota; Viridiplantae; Streptophyta; Magnoliopsida; Proteales; Proteaceae
Product: polyamine oxidase 1-like
Exons: 5
Coding region: 68-772 (234 amino acids)
Molecular function (GO): oxidoreductase activity
Source: RefSeq, a predicted model, not a curated record